AGAGAGAGAGAGAGAGAGAGAGAGAGAGAGAGAGAGAGUUGGCGCAGGCGCAGGCGCAGUUUGUACUACCGCUACGACCUCUGUCUUCGGCAGUCCCCGGCUACUGCUAAAUUCGCACAAACCGGUUAACUAAAUAAUCCCAAAUCUACAAUGUUCGCCUGUGCGAAGUUCGUCUCCACGCCUGUCCUAGUGCGUUCAGGGUCCCGGGCUCUGUAUAGACCAGUGUCUGCCGCUGUACUGUCUAGGCCAGAGGUCAAAACAGAGGCUACUGCUGCUGUCCUGCCCCAGUCUCCACUCACACAGGUGUGUCUACGAGGCUUCCAGACCAGCGCAGUGAGCAAGGACAUUGACACUGCCGCCAAGUUUAUCGGAGCAGGAGCUGCCACAGUCGGAGUGGCUGGAUCUGGUGCUGGAAUUGGGACUGUGUUUGGUAGUCUUAUCAUCGGAUAUGCCAGGAAUCCCUCUCUGAAGCAACAGCUUUUCUCAUAUGCUAUUCUGGGAUUUGCUCUGUCUGAAGCCAUGGGGCUCUUCUGUUUGAUGGUCGCUUUCCUCAUUCUGUUCGCCAUGUAAAAAUUUGCUAUCAGUUGGAACAUAUACUGUAGUGAGUUAUGACCACUGUUAUCAGAAGUAUCUGCUCUUAAUGUUUAAAAAAAAGUACAUUUUGAAGUCCCCUGUCAAAAUGGUAAUGUAUUAUAAAAAUGUAAUCAAUUACAAAAUUAAAAUGUAUUUCAACUGUUUAGAGGACAAUUGUAAUUUUUGUAUCCUGGGAAUUGUGGUCCUGCCUGCUGAGACAAGCUCAGAUGGUGCUCACCAGAAUGUCAUCCUUGAAGAUUUCUUGCAAAACUUUGAGCUUGAUGGCACUUUCUGUAUUUCACAAUUGGCAACGUGUUUGUUUUGGGUUCACUCACUUUCAGGAACUUCAGUACUGAUAGAUGGUAAAAUAUAAGUAGGUUGCAGGUGUUUAAAGUCAAACAUUUGCUUUUUGUAAAUUGCAUUGAAUAAACAUAGAUCCAUUUCCUGGA
This is a messenger RNA of Electrophorus electricus (electric eel), 1022 nucleotides long. RefSeq names its product ATP synthase membrane subunit c locus 3a (gene atp5mc3a). Gene Ontology annotation, molecular function: proton transmembrane transporter activity. NCBI's taxonomy places the organism in Eukaryota, Metazoa, Chordata, Actinopteri, Gymnotiformes, Gymnotidae. The record is from RefSeq and is a predicted model, not a curated record. Gene Ontology annotation, biological process: proton motive force-driven ATP synthesis; proton transmembrane transport.